AUGGGUAAAAAACGUACAAAAGCUCCCACCAACACCCAGGCAGACAGCAACAAUGUGAGUAAUCAAACAUCUUCGUCAUCAGAAAAAGCAAACGGUGGAACGAAAUUUCGGAAUCAAUUUUGGUCAUCGAAUAGCAGUUCGAAGAAAAAUACUAACGGUGGUGGCCAUAUGAACAAUAAAGGAACGGAGGAACAGCCACCAAAGCGACCCGAAUCAUCGGUCAGCCGUCAGUUUCUGCCCAAAAAACAACAAGGAGUUAGUGAGCAGUGGACGAAACAAUCACUGGAAAAUGUUCGUCUGCAAAUAUCUCCAUUCUGGGAUUUUCUCGUUUUCUUAUAA
Molecule: messenger RNA, 339 nt
Organism: Anisakis simplex (herring worm)
Lineage: Eukaryota; Metazoa; Nematoda; Chromadorea; Rhabditida; Anisakidae
Source: the annotation of a GenBank genome assembly